This is a messenger RNA of Mytilinidion resinicola, 564 nucleotides long. Its product is annotated as oligoribonuclease-like protein. Lineage: Eukaryota; Fungi; Ascomycota; Dothideomycetes; Mytilinidiales; Mytilinidiaceae. Gene Ontology annotation, molecular function: nucleic acid binding; 3'-5'-RNA exonuclease activity. The transcript is spliced from 2 exons. The record is from RefSeq and is a predicted model, not a curated record. Gene Ontology annotation, cellular component: mitochondrion. Bases 1 to 564 code for a protein of 187 amino acids.
AUGCCUUGGUUUACAGACCCUCUCGUGUGGAUUGAUUGCGAGAUGACCGGACUCGAUCCCGAGGCGGAAUCAAUCCUCCAGAUCGCAUGCUUCGUCACCGACUACGACCUCAACUUACUAGAGAAGGAUGGCUUCGAAGUCGUGAUUCAUCACAGCGCGAAGACCCUCGAGAAAAUGGGCGAGUGGUGCCAGCAGCAUCACGGUGAUUCAGGACUCACAAAAGCCUGCGUUGCGUCCGAAGUUAGUCACGAGCAAGCCGCCACACGCCUCCUAGAAUACAUACAAAAGCUGGUGCCGAAAGCGGGAGAGGCACUCUUGGCUGGCAAUUCUGUUCACGCCGACAAGGCAUUCCUGGCCAAGUCGCCCUAUAACAUUGUCCUCGACCAUCUUCACUACAGAAUCCUGGAUGUCAGCUCUAUCAAAGAGGCUGCAAAACGAUGGGCACCUAACGAAGUUCUGGCGAAAGUGCCGCCAAAGUUGGGACUACAUGAGGCGCGUCAAGAUAUCAUUGAGAGCAUUGAGGAAGCUAGGUUCUACCGUGAUACCUUCUUCAAGCAGCCCUGA